Messenger RNA from Chanos chanos (milkfish), 683 nucleotides. RefSeq names its product family with sequence similarity 162 member A (gene fam162a). The coding region runs from base 118 to 621 and encodes 167 amino acids. Gene Ontology annotation, biological process: cellular response to hypoxia; neuron apoptotic process; positive regulation of release of cytochrome c from mitochondria. The transcript has 5 exons. The record is from RefSeq and is a predicted model, not a curated record. Lineage: Eukaryota; Metazoa; Chordata; Actinopteri; Gonorynchiformes; Chanidae. Gene Ontology annotation, cellular component: mitochondrion.
GGAACUGCAGCUUGACGUAGUUGCAGGAGUGUCUUACCUGGAAACAAGAAUUUGGAUAAAUUUCAUGGCUUAACAACCAUCAAGCUUACUUUCACAAACAACCAGAUCUCCGAGGAAAUGAUUUUCAACGCGAUCACUAGAUCUCGCAGUGCCAUGGGCACUUUUAUGGGCCAGUGGCGCAGGCUGGCACUGGGUGCAGGGAGCAGGAGACGACUGUGCAGCAAACCCCAGGAGGGAGGAGCAGAGCAGGCCCCCGCUCAUGUUCCACCCCACACUCAACGCCUGGGAUUCAGGGUACCAGGGUACCGGCCAAGUGACUGGGACAGGAAGGUUCUGGUUUGGUCUGGACGCUUCAAGACCAAGGAGCAGAUCCCAGAGAUUGUGUCGUUUGAGAUGAUUGAUGCGGCCAGGAACAGAGUCCGCGUGAAGAUCUGUUACAUCAUGAUGGGCCUGACUAUUCUAUCUUGUCUCUUCAUGGUCUUCCUGGGCAAAAAGGCCGCAGGCCGUAACGAGAACCUGACCACCCUGAACAUGGAGAAGAAAGCCCGAUGGCGGGAAGAGCUGAGAGCUAAGAAAGAGGCAGAGGCCUCCGCAGCCAUGGCCGCUGAGAAAGCCCAGUGAGAGGCCCCCGGGGGCCCCUCAGAGCGUGUUCACGGCCCCUACUACUUUUCGACACCCCCCCC